AUGAAUGCAGAUCAACUUUUACUCUCAUUGAAAUCCUGGCCGGAAGAGAACCUUGAAGAAACCUCAGUCUCGUCUCUCAUAAAUAGAAUACAAGCUCAGCGUGGCCAUUUCCGCGAUGUCAACGAAAGCUUGCUUGAGGAGGAGAUAGCUGCCGGGAAAGACGAGCCGCAGGACGAUGAGCUUCAUGGCGACCUCGAAAAUAAAGCUAAUGGAGGUACUGCGGAUAAGACAGCCGGUGAUCAAGAGAGCGCGACGGAAUUGAGGAAUGCGAAGGUGAAGAUGGCAGCUUUGGUAGGGCAUGCUUUAAAUGAGGCUUUAUUGGGCCUUGAUUACAUAUCUUUUCUCGUAUCUUUGCAUAAUCCAGAAACCGGCAAUUUGACCAUGUCUCCGGCUCUUAAAGAGGCCGUGCCCGCUGGUAGUUUAGGUUUCGAUAAGAUUCAGCGCAAACCCGGUCCGAAAGCGAUCAAAGAUGAUGAGAUUGUUUCAAGAGCUUGGAAGAUGGAAGGAUUAAACUCGGCGGCAGACGCCCUAUUGAGUGCGUCCGAGAAGCUUGGGCGAGAGGUCGAGAAAGAGAGCAGAUACUGGGAACAAGUUCUGGCUAUUCGCGACGAGGGUUGGGUUAUAACACGUAUACCUCGAGAACGACAAACAUUGGGCGUGAGAUAUGGAUUUGCGGAAUCGGCAGCGGAGUACAAGAGCAAGGGCAUAGGGGCGUUAAGAAGGGGCGAAGAUGGAAGCGUUGUAAUGGACGACGUAGCUACCACCGGGUCCCUUGGGAAGGCGAUGCUUAGAGUUCGUGUUAUAGAGAACGGAGAGGUUAAGGGAGUCAGCGUACAGAGCGGAAACAAGAAAUCUACAUCCGUUAAGGAUGUGAUUGAGCGCGCACGAAACUUUGUUUAUGAGGACGAACUUUUCUUUGAAAUUAUGAGAGAGGCGAGGAUCAUGGCGAAUCAGGGAAUAAGAACCAGCGAGGACGGCGUGACACUUCAACUAGGGGAACAUCGAAGCAUUAUAAUAGAUAUGGCUCCACUUGAUGAUGAUGAUACGGCACUCGAUGUUCACAGUCCGGAGAGUGGGUUGGCACAAGGAGUAGCAAUGGCCUUUCGGAUAUUAUUAUCAUAUAAUCACAGAAUGAGUCUCAAGAAGCGAAGCAAGCCACCACCUGCACUGAGCCCGAGAAAACAACCUGUGCCUCCGCUUCUCCUGGUAAGACCCAUUGCAACACAUCUCAUCCAUCAUCAACACCUCAGUCAUCUGCAAGGCCUACUUAAAUCCUUAAUUGGCAUCGCAAAGUCUGCUAGUCUACACGGCGAAUACUCGUUGAAGCCUUUACAAAACUGCCGACAACCCGAAAUUAAGGACGUGGAAUCUGCCGUGGAUACUUUUAUGGGAAGAUUAGAGAGUGAAGCAACACUUGUGUUGCCGGGUGGCUGGAAGGUUGAAAUCCAAAUGUCGACAAUGUUAGGACACCCGUUGUAUGGGACUGGAUUCACUAUCAACACAUCGCAUGACGGAAUCUCUGCGCGAUUAAUGGGUGAGAAUAAGUUUAGCUCUGUAGAAGAGAUGGAACUGUAUCUUUGCUGGUGUUUGGAGCGAAGUGUUGUCAACGAAAUUCGAUGCAUGGGCGAUAAGUGGCAGCAAAUAGCCCAAGGAAAUGAGAUGAGGAAUGUUGAAAAACAGACAAGAAAAAUCCGGGUCGAGGCAACCAGAGUAGGAUUGUCCAUUGUUACAGGAGCAACUGGUGGAACAGAUACUAGGUUUGUGUGGGAUGGUAGUGAGGCUAGUAAAAGCUUACAGGAUUUACUGAAAGAGUUCUAA
Messenger RNA from Morchella importuna, 1818 nucleotides. RefSeq lists its product as uncharacterized. The transcript has 3 exons. The record is from RefSeq and is a predicted model, not a curated record. Bases 1 to 1818 code for a protein of 605 amino acids. Gene Ontology annotation, cellular component: mediator complex; core mediator complex. Gene Ontology annotation, molecular function: transcription coregulator activity. Gene Ontology annotation, biological process: regulation of transcription by RNA polymerase II. Lineage: Eukaryota; Fungi; Ascomycota; Pezizomycetes; Pezizales; Morchellaceae.